This is a messenger RNA of Lycium barbarum (goji berry), 1062 nucleotides long. RefSeq names its product leucine-rich repeat extensin-like protein 6. The coding region runs from base 163 to 678 and encodes 171 amino acids. The transcript has a single exon. The record is from RefSeq and is a predicted model, not a curated record. Lineage: Eukaryota; Viridiplantae; Streptophyta; Magnoliopsida; Solanales; Solanaceae.
UUUGUUUCUGCUCACUCCUUCACCAACUCCAUUUUAUAGUGCCAUAAGCUACUCUUCUCCUCCUACUUUCUUUGUACAUUCCCAAACUCUUUCUUCCUUUCUUUCUUAUCUUCUCCAAAUUUGAGCAAAAACCCUCCAAAGUUCAUAACUUUCUUAAAAAAAAUGGGGACUCCCUCACCCUCACUUUCUCAAUUCAUUCUCUAUAUUUUCACUCUCCUAUUCUUGAUUUCAUUCAACCCCCAUUAUUCUCAAGCCAUGUCAACAAUCACAGCUAUGACCAAAGAUCAAACUUCUUGUACAAUGUGUUCUUCUUGUGACAACCCUUGUCAGCCAACUUCAUCCCCACCACCCCCUCCUCAAAAUUAUCCACCCCCACCCCCACCCCCUACCCCACCCUCUUCAUCUGGUUAUAUUUGUCCACCCCCACCACCAGCUUAUGUGCCACCACCAUAUAAUGGCGGUGGCAACAGUGGUGGUGGGGGCGGUGGGGGAAACUAUCCACCACCGACCAAUAACCCUUAUGGUUACCCAACUCCACCACCUCCAAAUCCAGUUGUACCAUAUUUUCCUUUUUAUUUUCAUAGCCCACCACCACCUAACUCCAAAUCCAUGCAGCUAAAAAAUCACCCUUUUGUCACUUCUCUCAUAUUUGCUGUUACAAUUUUCUUCUACCUUUAACCUAAAGCAAGGAUCCAAUAUUAGAAUUAACUGUUGUAUAAUUAAAGUUUAUAUUUCAGCUUUAUACAAUGUGCAGAUAUCAAGAAGGAAAGAGCUAAGAGAUAGAGCAGAGGAGCAAGAAGUAGUGGAGCAAUAAUAUAUUAGUAUUGGCGUGCCAAUUAUUUUCAUAAAGAAUGGAUCUUGAUUGAUGAAAAAUCUGUAACUUUGACUACUUUGUUUUCAACUUUUGGUGCAGUAGAAUAAAGUGGCUGUGAGAAUUAUGAGUAUUGCUGAGCCACAUUCUUUAGAUUUACAUCACUGGUUGAUAAAGGUUAAAAUUUUCCUUGUUGUUUACAUGUAUUCACCCAGUUUUACCAUGAAGUUAAAGGAUGGAGUAACCUUCAA